AUGAGCCACGUCUUCAUUGAGCGGGCGGUCGAUGUCUGUCGCAGCAUCCCCGAAUGGAGUGAGCCCCACUUCUCAAAGUCUGAUUGCUUGAUUGCUGUGGGAAUGGAAAAUGAAUCGGCAUUAUCGGAAACCAAUCGACGGCAUGUCCACCGUCUGCUACGCGGCUUGGAGCAAGCUGAAGGCCCACCGUAUCAUCCCAACACUGAAAAGGACAAUACUGAUCAUGCUGUUCACCUGGCUACUUUGAUUGCAGUCAAUCCUGCUACUGGGAAAAAGGCAUCGCUUGCUUUUGUUAUGAGAGUUGCUGGAUUCGCCGAUGAGAGUUGUGGCCCAGGCAAGGAUUAUGUUCGGGUGCAAAGGCGUGUCAAAACAGCAAGACAGAAGAACUGCAACCCACCACCGCCAGUGCCUCCGCCUCAAGCUAGCAGAGCAAAACCUGUCCCCCCAAAACGUCCACCAUCGAUACCCAAAUAUGCAGCCAUUAUGGAGAUUUACUUGGAAGACGAUUCCUAUGCUCCCAACUUAUUGUUAUCUCCUUUAUCAUCUGCGUCUUCUACGACAAGUAGCAACAACAAAAAACCUGCUGCAAAGGAGACUGCAAAGAACGAUGAUGAGUGCUUUGAUUUCUACAAUACUCCGCAAGUCUUCGAUUAUUCUGAGACAAUGCCUCCACCGUUUGCCAGUCCAGUUUCGGAUUUGGCUUCGUGCGCAUCAGCAGCAUCCAAGGUUUCCUUCAAAGAUGCCAAACAACGCCCAAAGAAUAUUAACAGUGCCAUAUCGCACUUGACAACGUCGCAGCUCCAUAGGCGGACCACCCAAGCGGCACAAGUUGAGCGUCAAACCGACCGUGAGCUCGACAAUAUUCGGAAAUCAAUGUACAAGGUUGGUGCGGUUCUUUACAAGUCGGUAACAAUAAAGGAAAACACUCUCCAAAUGUUCAGGUCAGCUGAGGCGGUAGCGAGUGAAUUGAACAACCUUGUCGGCAUCGACAUUUUGUCUGGAAGAGAGCUUGCCGAAGGUGUCCGGAAAGGCCGAGUCAACCAAUCCCCCCCAAGGCUUGGACGAAAGGGAGAAAUUCCGGAUGAAGUAUUCAAAGCUUUCUGCACUUCUAUCUUUACUCUCUGCGCCAUUAAACAAGUGAAUUGUCAUGACCGAAUGAACCGAGAGCAACUGAAGAGUGCCGUUGGUGAGGUUUUGAAUGAUAUGCGGAAGGAAAAUGGCCUCGAUCCGAUGAAUGAUGCGAAAUUCUACAGUCGCAUUGAAAAAGAGAUCAGUCAUCUACAAGACCUAGUGCCUCGUGUCGGUGAAGGAAAAUGGUGGUACCUCCAUAUGGAGGAUGCUCUGUCAGGCUCUUCUGCCGGUCCAAAUAGUAAGGCUAGGACUUGUAUUUGA
Messenger RNA from Seminavis robusta, 1392 nucleotides. NCBI's taxonomy places the organism in Eukaryota, Bacillariophyta, Bacillariophyceae, Naviculales, Naviculaceae. The record is from the annotation of a GenBank genome assembly.